AUGAGCGAUGGAGUUGGUUUCUUCUUUGAUUUUUAUUAAGACAUUUAGUCCUUUAAUUGUUAAUUGGAAUUGAACUAAAACUAGAAAUAAGAACAAAAUUUUGACUAUUAGUUUUGUUAUGAUCAUUCAGAUGAAAUGAUGUAAUAUAGUAAGAAAUAUAAAAAUUAGUGAAUUUUAACAUUAGAACUUCUUAUUUGAGAAAUAAUAACAGGAAGAACAGUUAUCAUUUUCUAAGAAUUUAUAAGAAUUAUAAAGUUGUGAUAUGUUGAGUGAAGAGGAGAUAAGUAAAUAAAAAUAUCAAAAUUUUGAGUAAUUAAAUUAAUCAAGAAGUAGAAGUAGAGAGAUUGAAAAAAAAGUAUUCAUUAAUAUAUGAAAGAAUAUAGGAAGGGAAAUUAAAGAAAUGGACAUAAUAGGAAAGUGAUCUAUUGAAAAAUUAUUAUAAUUAAUUUAAUGGAAAUUGGGAUAGAAUUGUUGAAUAAAUGAGAGGAAGAACCAUAACUUAAUGUAAGCAAUAUUGGCAUAGAAAAAAUAAAAAUGAAGAUUAAAAAAAGUGUAAAUGGACAAUAGAAGAAGAUUAAAUAAUCAAAGAUAAUAUCAAUUAGUAUGAAAAUAAUUGGGCAACCAUUGCAAAAAGUAAUUGUUGUUCUUAAAUUAUUAGUAUUAAAAAGUAAAACAGGAAAAUAAAUAAGAGAGAGGUAUAUCAAUAAAUUAAGAGCAGAUAUAAUAGAUUCUAAGAAAUAACCUUGGACACCAUAAGAAGAUUAAAAACUUAUAAAUUUAUUUCAUUAAUUUGGAUCAAAAUGGUCUAGUAUAGCAAGAUCAUUUUAUGGAAGAUCAGUAAAUUUUUAAAUAGAUUUAGGAUUUGCAAGUAAGAAAUAGAACAAAGAAAUUGUUAAAAGAUGAUAUAAAUUAAAAUACAAAGUCUUUAUAAAAUUAGCAAUUAAGAAUAUAAGUUUAAUUAGAAGAUGACAUAGAUGCAUUUUAAGAUAUUGGUUAGACUUGUGAAAAACCUCAAAAUAAAACUAAAUUUAAUUUUGAUUAGUUCAAUUCUUCAACAUUCUCAUUCAAUUAAACUAAACUAGAUUGA
Molecule: messenger RNA, 1087 nt
Organism: Paramecium pentaurelia
Lineage: Eukaryota; Ciliophora; Oligohymenophorea; Peniculida; Parameciidae
Source: the annotation of a GenBank genome assembly